Lineus longissimus is the source of this 2161-nucleotide messenger RNA. RefSeq names its product centromere protein T-like. NCBI's taxonomy places the organism in Eukaryota, Metazoa, Nemertea, Pilidiophora, Heteronemertea, Lineidae. The coding region runs from base 119 to 1834 and encodes 571 amino acids. Gene Ontology annotation, molecular function: protein heterodimerization activity; DNA binding. The transcript is spliced from 10 exons. The record is from RefSeq and is a predicted model, not a curated record. Gene Ontology annotation, cellular component: kinetochore. Gene Ontology annotation, biological process: kinetochore assembly; chromosome segregation; mitotic cell cycle.
AUGGAAGCGGUGGAUUCGAUUUUUGUAUUUCUCUGUUCGUUUUAUUUUUCAAAUUUCAUGAAGUUGUGCUGAAACGUAAAGAAUCGCAUAGUUUAGAUAAACGAUUAAUAGCUUAAAGAUGUCUUCACCACUCACUCCCCGGACUCUCAUUGGAAAGGUGCUUGGUGAGCUCAAGACAUCCAAGCCAGUCCAACGACAGUCAAAGAGAAGGAAGUCCAGUAGCAGUUCUAGACGUCAAUCACUCAACGAUAGUACCCUGAGAAAACAGGCUUUGUUAUCAUCAGCAAAUAGGACCGAACAUUCAAUUAGUUCUAAUGAUGGUGAACUCACACCUCGUUCACAGAUUCAAGAAUUCCUUAAUGCUGCCAAAACUGGUGUCGCAGUCGUACGAAAGAAGCGGCACACUGACCGAGACAAUGUUGAUGAUCCUGAGGAAAGAUCUGCAAAGAGGAUGCAACAUGCUACCACCUCUUUCCUUGAUAAUACAGAGGAGACACCAAGGACAUUGAUAUCUAAUAUCCUCAGUACAACUGAAACUGGUAUGACUGGUGCGCCUGUCAAACACCGAAGAAAUCUCCUGCGUUCCCCCUACACUAGAUCGAGAAAAGAAAAUGAAUCUCUGCAAAACUCUGGCAGCAGAAGUCCAAAUUCAGACAGUAGUCUUCUUGAUUUGACUAUCCACAACAAGGAAAGUGAGGGCAGGUUUGGACACGUCCCACGGAUCAAACCAAAGCCGACUGGUUUAGCAUACGCUCUCUCUCAAGUCAACUCAACAUCCCCAUCAUCAGGAAACACCUCUGCCUUUAUUGGAACCCCAACAGGUGUUGAAGAUACUGAUACGACUCAACGUUUGACGCGCAGUCACGAUAGGCUGAGUCUUAUACCAGAAACACCACUUGAUGGAAGAGAAGAAGAAGGAGACGAAGAAGAAGAAGAAGAAGAUGAUCUUGACGGAGGUGAAGAGGAACUAGGUGGUGAUAUGUCAGUUGGACUAGACAUGGUUGAAUCGGUAUCAACCUCAUCAGCAGGUGGUGAUGACGACAUGCAAUCUGUCCCAGAUUUAUCUUCAUUCUACAAGCCGUCUGGUUCAACUCAGCAGGGCUCCGUGUCGGUUAAUAAGUCCGCCCAAGGAGCAUCACAAUCACCGCUGCAGCAGAUACAAUCGCUAAAUGCUCAGUCAGGAUCUGGCAUCAAUAACCAGUCUGUCAGGGAGCAGUCAGCCUCAGUCCAUGAGCCUUCAAUGUUGAAUCAGGGUCAGUCACAGUCAAUGCGGGGGCAGACGGCGUCAUUCUUGGAUCAGUCUGGAACAUUCUUGCAUUCAACAACUCAAAGAGAGUUGAUGAUUCCACUGGAGGUGCCAAAGAAACCACGCAUUCAAUUAGAAAUUGCAUUUCCGGUGAUUAGGAAGCAGGUCUCUAUUGGAGGCCUUCAAAAGAGAACAAGGAAACCAUCUGCAGCGAGUAGACAGUCCCGGUCGUCUGCUGGCACGAAUAAGAAAGUGAAUAGUGCUUUUAACCUGCCGCGGAGCCUUAUAAAGGAAAUCUUCUGCCAUUUCUCAAAGUGUAAGAACGUCACCAGUGGAGCUCUUGAUGAAAUUGAAAGAGUAACGGACCAGUUUUGGCGGCAAUUCACAUCAGAUGUGACGGCGUUCGCAGACCACGCUGGUCGAGUGUCAGUGACUGAAGCAGAUGUCGAGUUGCUGAUGAGAAGACAAGGUUUUGUAACAGACAACCAGUCGAUGUACACCCUGGUGGAGAAGUACCUCCCUCUCGAGGACCGAGAGCAAAUCAUUCCUGUGGCUAAAGCUGGGAAUAAGGUCAUACCGCACAAAUAAGAUACCUGGACAUUAAGAUUGUUAUCCCUGUAUAGUUAUAUUUUAUCCGUGCAAUAGUUUGUCUUUCUUAAACCUUUCAUUCUACUGUAGUAUAACUAGUAUGGUGCCUCAAAAUCAUAGAGUAGAAGAGACAUGGGGCCGACGACUGGGGUCGAGUGAUCUUGCAGAAAGAUUGCACAGAUCUAAUCUCAUCAAGGUAAUCGAUUCUUUGGAAAUAGGUGUCAUAGAUUUUCCAUCCUUAAAAGUGAGACCACAGGCAGGAGCUUGGUAGGUUAGAUUAAGUUGUACAGAGUCGAUGAUAGGGGUCUGUCCGGUAUAAGAUUUUGA